Molecule: messenger RNA, 1416 nt
Organism: Hirsutella rhossiliensis
Lineage: Eukaryota; Fungi; Ascomycota; Sordariomycetes; Hypocreales; Ophiocordycipitaceae
Product: AMP-binding enzyme domain-containing protein
Exons: 2
Coding region: 1-1416 (471 amino acids)
Biological process (GO): secondary metabolite biosynthetic process; amino acid activation for nonribosomal peptide biosynthetic process
Cellular component (GO): cytoplasm
Molecular function (GO): S-adenosylmethionine-dependent methyltransferase activity; phosphopantetheine binding
Source: RefSeq, a predicted model, not a curated record
AUGAACUGCGACGCAGUCACUCAGCAAGGAGUCCUCCACAUCGGCAGCGGCGCGGGCGCUGUCACUUGGAUCGUGAAUCCGGAAGACCACAACGAGCUAACUCCGCUGGGGUGCAUUGGUGAAUUGCUGAUCGAGGGACCUAUUGUCGGCCUUGGGUAUCUGGACGACCCGGAGACGACUGCCAAGGCCUUUGUUGACGAUCCGGUUUGGCUGCUGAGAGGGUCGCGCGGCCAGGCCGGACGGCAUGGCCGAGUGUACAAAACUGGCGACCUGGCUCGUUACACCGAAGAGGGAACAAUUGUCUUCAUUGGACGCAAGGAUUCCCAAGUCAAAAUCCGGGGGCAGCGAGUUGAGCUUCAAGAGAUCGAGCACGUCCUCCGCAGCCACGAGCACGUUGAUGGCGCCGCCACCGUCCUGCAGAGCCAUCAGAGUGAGCCUCCACGACUCGUCAGCUUCAUCACGAUCAAGCAACGUCUUUCUGGAUGCCACAUCGAACCGGAACCUGAUAGAGAGGCGCAGCGCAUCAAGAUGUGGGAGACUCAGUUCGAUACAGAAGUAUACUCUUCUUUCGACAAACUGCUCCCUCACAACGUCGGCAGAGACUUCAUUGGAUGGACAUCUAUGCUUGAUGGAACCCAAAUCUCUACUGAGCACAUGAACGAGUGGCUUGACGACACCAUCGAAACAAUACUCGACAGAAGCCGGCCGGCCCACAUCCUCGAGAUAGGAACAGGCUCUGGCAUGAUUCUCUUCAACUUAACCGACGGCCUUCAGAGUUAUGUCGGCCUUGAACCAUCAGCCAACGCUGUUGAUUUUGUUCGCAAGACCGCCCAGCUCAUGCCCUGGCUUGCGGAUAAAGUCAAGAUAUUCCAAGCCACUGCCAUGGACUUGCAUCUUCUGGAUACGCCUGUUGCGCCGAACCUGGUUAUACUCAACUCCGUGGUGCAGUACUUCCCAACUCAAGGCUACCUUCUGAAAACCGUCCAGAGCUUACUCCAGCUGGAGAGCGUUACCACAAUCUUCUUUGGUGACGUCCGAUCGUACUGUUUGCACAGAGAGUUUCUCGCUGCCAGAGCUCUGUACACCAUGGGCUCUGGGGCGCAGAAAGACAUGCUUCAGCGGAUGGUGGAUGACAUGGAGGCAGCAGAAUCAGAGCUGCUCAUUGACCCUGCCUUUUUCACAGCGCUACAAGAUCGUUUUCCGAAUCGGAUUGCACACGUCGAGAUCCUCCCCAAGAGGAUGCGUGCCUCAAACGAGCUUAGCUGCUAUCGGUAUGCCGCCGUGAUUUACCUCAAGGCCAGCAGCUGUACGCAGCAGCAGCUGGAAAUUCACGACAUUGCCCGUGAUGAAUGGGUUGACUUCUCCGCCAGAGGUUUAGACACUGGGCCCGACAGCACACUCAACGUGGUGGCCUAG